CGAUUCGGUCACUUUUAGAGGUCAUUUGUUUGUGCUCAAAUGGAGCUGAUUUGCAAAGUUCAAACUUACGACUGGGGCAGCCGUGACCCGAACUGCCACGUGCACAACUUGUCAUGCAAAAAUGACCCUAGCAAACCAGAUGAAAACGUCAGCAAUGGACUUCUGGACCGGCCUCACGCGGAAAUCUGGGUGGGUACCCACGUCAAUGGGCCGUCUGUGAUAAAAGAUAGCGGAAAAUUGCUGUCAGAAUAUAUUUAUGAAAAUCCUGAGAGUAUUGGCAAUAAAACUCAAGAAGAGUUUGGCGUCCAGCUUCCUUACCUGCUGAAAGUUUUGUCUGUCAGUAAACCGCUUUCCAUUCAGGCGCAUCCUCUAAAGUCGCAUGCCAAAGAGCUGCAUGCUAAAUAUCCAGACAUUUACAAAGACCCGAACCACAAGCCUGAAAUGCUGGUCACCCUGUCCAAGUUUCAAAUGCUGCGAGGUUUCCGACCACCAGCAGAUAUCAAAAUCUACCUGCAAUCUGUUCCAGAGCUGCGUGAUGUGCUUGGCGCUGACAGUGCAGACUUUUUGCUCAGUUGCAACUCGAGUCAGGAGCAAGAAGCUCUGAAGCAAGCCUACCGAUCGCUCAUGACUGCUUCAGAUGAGGUAGUCAGCGAUUGUUUGACUAAAAUAUUGUCCAGAGUCAAAACAGCCGAUGAAGCUACCAGAGGUGCUUGCGUGGCUGACCUGCUGGAAAAGCUGUACAGUCACUUUCCUGGGGACGUGGGGUGCCUAAGUGUAUAUUUUUUACAAGACUUUGAGAUGGCACCAGGAGAGGCUGCCUUUCUGCCUGCAAACCUGAUCCAUGCUUACAUUGAAGGAGAGUGUGUUGAAUUGAUGGCCUGCUCCGAUAAUGUCGUGCGAGGAGGACUGACUCCAAAGCUAAAAGACGUGGAAACUUUGUGCUCUAUGCUUGAGUAUGAGCCAGUGGACAGAUCAACUAAUAUGGACGUCGUACAGUUGUCUGAUAACUGCACGAAAUACAUCCCUCACGGAAUUAAAGACUUCUCAAUGCUCUGCUUCAAGUUAAAGAAAGGAGAUCCAGUCUCAACAGUUGCCAGCAAUGGAGGGCCUUCUGUGAUUCUCUCUCUGGGCACUGCAAAGUAUUCUGUGGACAGUAACCCGCCUCAGUCUCUACUUGAAGGGCACGUUGUCUUUGUGCGUGCAGACCAAACCUUCAACAUUUUCCCUGAUCCAGACAAGGAGACGACCACACAGGUUUUUGUGGCUCAGUGCAACUUUUAGUCAGUUAACUAGUGCUGGUGAGUGGGAUUUUAAUUCUGUUAUUUAUUUCUCCUGUUAUAUGUUCCUCAGAUGCCCUUUUUGCAUUUAAUUGUGAUGUGGACUUGGUUUUAAUAAAACACAACAAUCUCUUGUGAUUAUAAAUA
This is a messenger RNA of Cloeon dipterum, 1424 nucleotides long. It is a transcript of the gene Mpi, whose product is annotated as mannose phosphate isomerase. NCBI's taxonomy places the organism in Eukaryota, Metazoa, Arthropoda, Insecta, Ephemeroptera, Baetidae. Bases 40 to 1281 code for a protein of 413 amino acids. Gene Ontology annotation, cellular component: cytosol. Gene Ontology annotation, molecular function: zinc ion binding; mannose-6-phosphate isomerase activity. The transcript is spliced from 7 exons. Gene Ontology annotation, biological process: carbohydrate metabolic process; GDP-mannose biosynthetic process. The record is from RefSeq and is a predicted model, not a curated record.